Molecule: messenger RNA, 1274 nt
Organism: Nelumbo nucifera (sacred lotus)
Lineage: Eukaryota; Viridiplantae; Streptophyta; Magnoliopsida; Proteales; Nelumbonaceae
Product: RNA-binding (RRM/RBD/RNP motifs) family protein
Molecular function (GO): RNA binding
Source: RefSeq, a predicted model, not a curated record
CGGUUGGUUACGGAGCCUUUUAAAAACGAUUCGGUCUCUAACAAGGAAGCGAAUCAUGAAAAUAAAAGUGGGAGGGGUUAGACAGAGAGAGGGAGAAAAAGAAAGAGAUAAGAAUAAGCGAUCUCUGGCCUGAGCCCUCCAGUUGUUAGAUACGUGGAUUAACGUUUCGAGUUCCGGCGGAUCACGGAUUCGUUGCCUCGUUGGAUUCUAGAUUUUAUCCUAAAGGGUAGGUGGGUUUUGGUUGGGUUUAUUUCUGUUUUAGGGUUUUCCUUGGUCUGCCUGCGAAUCGCGGUUGGAGACCGAUAUUCUCUUCUUUCAUUUAUCCUUUCUGAAAUCGAGUUGAAAUCGAAGCAGUCAUGCCGGGUAAUCCAGGUUGCACGGUUUACAUAGGUAAUUUGGAUGAGGGGGUUAGUGAUAGGGUCUUGUAUGAGAUCCUUAUUCAGGUUGGGAGGAUAGUUGAUUUGCACAUUCCGCGAGAUAAGGAGACCAAUAAGCACAGGGGUUAUGCCUUUGUAGAAUAUGAAAGUGAGGAGAUUGCACAAUACGCAGUUAGGCUUUUCUCUGGCCUUGUCACUCUUCGAAAUAGAACACUGAAAUUUGCGAUAUCUGGGCAAAACAAGAGCUCACAGAGCUUAUCAACUCCAGUUAGGCCUAUGUUGAACUCAUCUCAUAAACCAAGGCCUUACCAUACACCUAUUGGUAAUACAGAAACUCUCCAGCAGUCAUCAAAGCUAUUGCCACCAUGCAGGUUUUCAGAAUACCCCUCGAAUAAUGCACAAGAGUCUCCUCCCCUUGGGGUAGCACAACCUAAUGCUUUUAGAUCAGAUUUCAACAGCCACAACUAUAAUUAUAGUCGGCGGGUUCUUGGGGCAACAUUCAAUAGUUUUCGCCAGUCUAGUCAAGGAUACUAGUUUUUGAGUGCUUUUUGUAUCCAGAAUUCCAGAUACUGACUCACAUAAUCUUACUGGCAUUAAUGGUAUUAGUGUUCAUUUGUUGUACCAAUUAUCACUAUGUAAAUGCCAUGAAUUGGUAAAAGAUCUCUCUUCUAAUUGGUAAGAUUCCUAAAAGAUACUCUGGACACAAAAUUGAGUUUUGGUGUGUAGUUAGAAUUGUUGUAUAUGACACUAGUUUGCUGUCUUAAUGUUUUACCUUCUUACUUCAGUGAACGUGUAAGUUAGUAUUUCUAUUACAGUACAGUUGUUUAUGAUGCACCAGUUUGCUGUCUUAAUAUUUUGACCUUCUUUACAUUGUGUAAUAAAUUAGUAUUUCUAUUA